GAAAAUAUUGCAAGCUCUAGAUAUUUUCAUAAACAAAAUGCGGGCUACAAUCGAUCUUUGCCCAAAAGUGCAAUCUACCAAAUAUGGUUAGAUAAUUGCCAUGGGCCAAAACAAACUUAUUUAUAGCUGGCAGCUAGAACUCUUUAAUGGGUUUUGCUUAUAAAACCCAGGAAAAUAUGGUUCAGUUAGACUUUCGGUUUAAGGAAUAGAUUGAGACCUUAUGAUUCGGUUCGGCUUGAAAUCGAGUCGUAAUUACAAACUAAUUGAAAUUAUGAAUUAAUUCUUUUAAACUGGCUAUCAAGAGAACUGAAUGCGCCCAAGAAUCAAAUAUAGUUUCAUAACUUCGAACUUCCCAAUCUAUUUAAAAAGCCAACUGCACUUUGACCUGGCAAAGAACGGAGUUUUGAUAUUUCUUCCAUAAAUAAUACACUUUCUUCACUUUUUAUACGCAUAAUUGAAAUGUUGCCUCGGCUGAAUACUAAUUAAUAUGUAAGCUAAAAAAAAAAACAUUAGUGAGAGCGAAACGGAGCUGAGAAAAAAAUAAUGUAAAUUGUGAGCAGAAUUGUGUACUAAGACCAGACAUUGUGUAUUGUUUGGUUGGCGUGUGCGCCUCGGCCAGAGUCUAAUAAUAAAUCGUCGUGCGCCAAGUGACAAGAGAUGAAGAUUGAGAUCCAACAGAGCCACAGCCACAAUCAGAACAAGAACCAAAACCAGAGACAGUCGAAAUUUGUUUGCUGCUCAGUGAAUUUUCAAACGUUGCGCAUUACGCAAACAGGCGCAGCAAAUUCUUGACUGAUUCUCGUGUAGUUCGAGUCCGAGGAUGAGUCCACCCACAGCCUGUGCCUUCUGUCAAUCGCAUGCCACACAGCUGUGCGCCGGCUGCCGCAGCGUCGUCUACUGCAGCCGGGAGCAUCAGAAGGAGCACUGGAAGCGUGGCCAUAAACGGGAGUGCAAGUGCUUUGAGCUGAGCUCCAAUGAGACGCUGGGCAGGCAUUUGCGCGCCACGCGGGACAUUAAAAUGGGUGAGCAGAUCAUGCGGGAGGCGCCGCUCGUGGUGGGCCCCAAGGUGGCCUCGGUGCCGCUCUGCCUGGGCUGCCACAAGAACCUGCUGCCGCCGGCUAAGCCGGCCCAGAAUUAUUACAAAUGCAGCGCCUGCACCUGGCCGCUGUGCAGCGCCGAGUGCGAGCAAUCUCCCUACCAUCUGGCCGAGUGUCGGCUCAUGGCUGGGAGUAACUUUGAGUGCAAGAUCAACUACAAGGCGGCGGAGCAGGAGCACAAGGAGUCUGCCUAUUGUGUGAUCAUGCUGUUGCGCUGCGUGCAACUGAAGCUGGAGAGCCCGGCGGCAUUUGCCCGGCUCUACGAGCUGGAGGAUCAUCUGAAGGAACGCCUGGAGACGCCGCUCUACCAAGUGCUGCGCGCCAAUCUGAUUACAUUCAUCAAGACGGUGCUGGGCCUGAACAACUGCUCCGAGCUGGAAAUCCUGCGCAUUGCCGCCAUCCUCGACACCAACGCCUUCGAGCUGAGGCAGCUCGGCGGCUGCGUAAAGGUGCGCGGCCUGUAUCCGGGCGCAGCCAUGUUCGCCCACGACUGUGUGCCCAAUAUGCGGCAUCGCUUCGACGACGACAUGAACAUUGUGUUCCUGGCCAAGCGGCCAAUUGCCAAGGGCGAAGUCCUCAGCAUAUCCUACACCCAGCCACUGAGGAGCACCAUCCAGCGACGGGUGCAUCUGAAGCAGGUCAAGUGCUUCGAUUGCGCUUGCGCCAGGUGCGAGGAUCCCACCGAACUGGGCACCUUUGCGGGCGCCCACGUGUGCGGCAAGUGCAAAGUGGGCAAGAUCAUCUCAAUGGAUCCUUUACAACUGGCUGCCAACUGGAAGUGCGAGGUGUGCAAUUUGAAGAGGAGCGCCAAGGAGUUCCUGACGCAGGAUGCGAAAAUAGAGCAGGAGCUGGAGUCGCUGGAUAAGACAACGCCGCUCAGCCUCGAGGAUUUCCUCUAUCGCCAUCGCGUUGAGCUGCACGAGACGAAUACGCACAUUCUCCAGGCGAAGUACGCCUUGACCCAGCUUUAUGGCCAUGCGACGGGCUUCGCUAUGGAUGAGCUAAGUGAGAAAUCUCUAAAGCGCAAAGUGGAACUCUGCGAGGAGCUGUUGGAGAUUUCGAAUCUCUUCGAUGGCGGCUGGAGCAUCUUUCGUGGCAAUUUGCUGAUCGAGUUGCAGGAGACAGUUUUGGCACAGGCCCUGAGCCUGGAGAAUGCCAGCGAGUGCGAAGCAAAGCUUAAACAAGCUGCCGAGCUCCUGCAGGAGAUAUCAAACAUAAUGAACAAUGAACCGGAGAUGCAGCAAUUGCUGGCGGAGCGAAGACAAAUGUUGGAUGCGGCAAUGGCACGCUAUGCAGUUGGUGCUGAAUAACUAGAAAAUCGACACAACAAACUUGUUUUAUUAAAAUCCAUUAUUAACAUAUUUUUUAA
Molecule: messenger RNA, 2466 nt
Organism: Drosophila virilis
Lineage: Eukaryota; Metazoa; Arthropoda; Insecta; Diptera; Drosophilidae
Gene: SmydA-2
Product: SET and MYND domain containing, arthropod-specific, member 2
Molecular function (GO): protein binding
Source: RefSeq, a predicted model, not a curated record